UCCUCCUUUCUUACUGCACUCAGAGCAAUGCACAUCUGGGCUCUGCUUCUCUGCUGCCUGGCUGGAAUUAGCCAGAGAGUUCAAGGAGGGGAGUCCUGUCAGCUGAUGGUAAAGUCCACCCAAGGAAGUGUUUAUCAAGCAGGGGACUUAGUGAUCGGAGGUCUGUUCCCUGUUCAUGUGAAGGCACCUCAGCCUGACCUGGAAUUUCGAGGUCUAAAGGAUAGUGCUUCUUGUGAAAUUUUCCACCAGAGAGCUUACCGUUGGCUUCAGGCUAUGAUCUUUGCUGUGGAGGAAAUUAAUAACAACACAAACUUUCUACCCAACUUCACCCUUGGAUAUCUGGUGUCUGACACGUGUUUAGCUGAGCGCACCACGCUGUUAGCCGCCAUGUCUAUGGUAACUGGACAGGAAGCCAAUCUGUCUGCUUCAGAAUGUGGAUCUGUGCCCACGGUGCCUGUUGUUGUUGGUGAUCCGCGGAGCUCAGCCUCCAUUAUUGUGGCAAACACUAUUGGGGUGUUCAAUAUACCCAUGGUAAGCUACUUAGCCUCCUGUGGGUGUCUGAGUGAUAAGACGAGGUAUCCCCUGUUCUUCCGCACGAUGCCCAGCGAUGCUGCUGAAGCGAGGGCCAUGGCUGAGCUGCUGCGCCUGAUGGGGUGGACGUGGGUGGGGCUGGUGUCUGCAGAUGACGAUUUUGGCAGAUUCGGAAUUCAGAUGUUAAUGGACGCACUCAGAGGAACGGAAGUGUGCGUUGCCUUCCAUGAAGUCAUUCCAAAGGACUAUGCGAAGAUGACAAUGCAAAAGAUUGUUGACACUAUCAGAACAUCCACAGCCACAGUGGUGGUAGCAUUCAUUAUAGAUCUGGAUGCAAAGGCCUUGUUUGAUGAAGUGGUUGAACAGAAUGUGACAGAUAAACAGUGGGUUGCUAAUGAUGCCUGGAUUACAUACAGCGUCCUCUCUGUCCCUCGUUACGUUCCCUCGUUGGCUGGGACUCUAGGAUUUGCUCUUCGAAGGGCAGAUAUUCCUGGACUGGGAUCCUUUCUGGCUCGUCUUCAUCCCAGUUCAUCCAACUCAGACCCUUUUGUGAAGGAACUCUGGGAAUCACUGUUUGGAUGCUCUUUUAGUGCUGGACUGGGAAUGAAAGUGUGUUCAGGUUCAGAGGUCAUAGGCAUUGGGGAGAGUUUAUACUCAGAUGUGUCUCAGCUAAGAAUCACCUAUAAUGUCUACAAGGCUGUGUAUGCUAUCGCUAAUGCAGUUAGAGAGAUGCUGGCCUGUGAACCUGGAAAAGGUCCCUUCCUGGAAGGCUGGUGUCCUGAUGUGUGGAGUCUGCAGCCUGUGGAGAUAGCUCACUACCUGAAAAAGGUGAACUUCUCAACACCUCUGAAGGAAAGGAUGCACUUCAACAGGAACGGAGACCCGCCUGCUUCGUAUGACAUCAUUAACUGGCACGUGGCAGCUCAGGGAGCAGGAGAGUUUGUCACUGUGGGACAUUUUCUGUCUGAUCGUUUUCACAUCAACAUGGAGGCAGUGUUAUGGGGAGGAGGCAGUGGAAAAGAGGUGCCUGUGUCUGUGUGCAGCAGCCCUUGUCCCGCUGGAACACGCAGAGCUGUGCAGAGAAGCAGACCUGUGUGCUGCUUUGACUGCCUGCCUUGUGCCGACGGAGACAUUAGCAACAAAACCGGUUUGUUGGAGUGCGUUCGGUGUCCUGAGCGGUUCUGGUCCAACCCAACCCACACAGUCUGUGUUCCCCAGCAGGUGGAUUUCCUUUCUUACAGUGACACCAUGGGAAUCAUCCUUUCCCUGGUCUCAGCUCUUGGGACAGCACUGACAGCUGCCACAUUUGCCACCUUUCUUUACUACCGACACACACCUUUGGUGCGAGCCAACAACUCCGAGGUGAGCUUCAUGCUCCUGGUGUCGCUCAAGCUGUGCUUCCUCUGUGCGCUGGCUUUCAUUGGACAGCCAGUAGCCUGGUCCUGUAUGCUGAGACACACACUGUUUGGAAUCAGCUUUGUGUUGUGUAUCUCCUGUCUGCUGAGUCGCACUGUGGUCGUCCUGGUGGCCUUUCGUUCCACGCUGCCUGGGGAAACACUAAUGCGUUACGUUGGUCCUGCUCAGCAGAGACUUGGUAUCUCCAUCUGCACCCUGGUACAGGUGCUGAUCUGUGCUCUGUGGUUGACGCUGGCUCCUCCUCAGCCUGCAGAAAGAAACACUAUGGGCACGUGGGGACCGAAGAUCAUCCUUGAAUGUGCCAUGGGAUCAGUGGUGGCGUUUUCACUUGUUCUGGGUUACAUGGGCCUACUGGCCUGUCUCUGCCUCCUCCUGGCCUUCCUAGCAAGGACACUUCCCGACAACUUCAAUGAGGCCAAGCUGAUCACCUUCAGCAUGCUGAUUUUCUGUUCUGUCUGGGUGACCUUUGUGCCUGCCUACAUCAGCUCUCCUGGAAAGUACACUGUCGCAGUGGAGAUCUUUGCCAUCCUGGCCUCGAGUUACGGCCUCCUCUUCUGUAUCUUUGCCCCAAAGUGUUUCAUUAUAUUUAUGAGGCCUGAGAAAAACACCAAAAAACAUCUGAUGGCCAGAUAGUUCAAACAUGAGACAAUAAUUGACAGAUUUAAUCAAACAUCCACUUUUAUAAAAUGCUUGGUGUCUAGAAUUGCAUGUAAAAGAGAAAAAAUAAUA
This is a messenger RNA of Betta splendens (Siamese fighting fish), 2676 nucleotides long. Its product is annotated as extracellular calcium-sensing receptor-like. The transcript has 11 exons. Gene Ontology annotation, biological process: G protein-coupled receptor signaling pathway. Bases 28 to 2580 code for a protein of 850 amino acids. Gene Ontology annotation, cellular component: membrane. The record is from RefSeq and is a predicted model, not a curated record. Lineage: Eukaryota; Metazoa; Chordata; Actinopteri; Anabantiformes; Osphronemidae. Gene Ontology annotation, molecular function: G protein-coupled receptor activity.